ACAGCCAGCUCUCUAGCCAGAGGGGUUUAGGCACACAGAGGGAGAAUACUGCUGACAGAGAGACAGCAUUAGAGAGAGAGGGAAUGAUACAGAGUGAACUGGCUUUACACUCUCUGAACAGCCACUGCUUUGCUCACUGAUCGCUGCUGUAAACACAGGAUCACUUCUGUGGCAUACAGAUGUCGUGGUUUGUCAGGGACAAAGGAACAAAAUAAAAGGAAAGAUAGACACGAGACUGGAGAACAACAUUGUGUAGUGUGAGGCAGAAAAAGGGAAGAUCACAAUAGAUUUAGACAGUAGAAAAGAUACAACCUAACAAAGACAUCAUCGAAACAUUUCAGAGGAACGUCCAGAUACCAAGAAAGGAAGGAGACAGCUGCAAAGACAAAAACUCUGUGUUCCAAAAACCAACAGGAAGAGGACAGUUGGAAACCGACAGACAAAAUAAUUCCAUCUUCGACUCUCCUCACAUGUAAAUGAGAAGAGCAAAUAAGAGAUAGAGGAGAGACAGGCAAGAAACAAAAGGGACAGCAGGAGGAGAAAGACACCCAAAAAGAAGAAAGUAAAGGCAAGAACUACAAGAGGGACCCUGGAGUAUCUAACCAGUGCUUGGCUCAGCCCAGCAGGGAAGAUGUCCAAGUCCUCCCAUCUGGGCAGACCCAGAUCGGGGGGGUCUAAGAGCCCCAGCUUGAGGAAGGAGCUGCAGGGUAAUCGCUCAUGCAUGUUGCGGAUUGGAGAGAGGCUGAUGAGGGCAGGCAGUGAGGGGAACCUGGUCCUGAGACCCAUUCCAGCCCAGAGCCAGAGCCAUGCUUCUUCAGCUGAAUCAGGGCAAAGAUCGAAUGAGCAGACAUCACCUCCAGCCCUGGAGAAUAAAGCCACUGAGGAUACAGGAAAUAACUCCAGUAAAGAUCCAGGAAACUCCCUGUCCAAAGUCUCUUCUUAUAUUGCUGUGGACAGCAGCACUAAGCAUCUGCUGCAGAAGAAACAACACACCAACAGCAUCCUGCUUGGGAAACCAGACACUUCCCCCUACGGCCCACGUCCACACUCUCCCAGCACCUUACCCCGAAGCUAUGCCACCUCUGCUGGUGCCAGCAGCAGGGAAAGCCAGCUGGACAACCUGGUGAUGCAGCAUCUGGAAUUGGAGAGGAAGAAGGAGGUGUUCCUAGACCACCUGAGGCAGAAGUAUCCCCAUCAUACUGCCAUUAUCAUGAGAAACCAGGACCAGGUGAGAUUUAAGGCUGUGCUGGCGUGCAUUACCUGCCAACAGGCUGUUGCUGAUGAAUACUGAUUUUUUUCUUCACAUAAAUAUUUA
Lates calcarifer (barramundi perch) is the source of this 1315-nucleotide messenger RNA. RefSeq lists its product as uncharacterized. The coding region runs from base 632 to 1291 and encodes 219 amino acids. The transcript has 2 exons. The record is from RefSeq and is a predicted model, not a curated record. Lineage: Eukaryota; Metazoa; Chordata; Actinopteri; Centropomidae.